This is a messenger RNA of Dermacentor andersoni, 1490 nucleotides long. RefSeq lists its product as uncharacterized. The record is from RefSeq and is a predicted model, not a curated record. NCBI's taxonomy places the organism in Eukaryota, Metazoa, Arthropoda, Arachnida, Ixodida, Ixodidae.
CAGGGCAAAAGUGGAGAAUUCCUGGCAAAGUUAGACCCGAACUUUGGCCAAGCAAUUAGGUUCUGCGGACAUCGACGUAGUUUAGAAGAAGUCGCAUAAAGUAAAGGUCAUCCAGCCACGAAAUGGCACGGCGCUCCAGUGUAUGCACGAACGUCAGUAGUAGAUUUCUGGCCUCUCGACCGGCUUCAAGUUUAUUGAGCGUUUGUAUGCAUUUAGCCGCUUGCUAUUUUCAGGUUGGAUGACAAAUUUCUCAUUGCACUUUUCCAGCCUUAACCACUUCAUUUCAGCGGCAUGUCGCGAAAUCACACAUAAAAAAAAAAUGAAAAAGAAAAUAGGCUGAAAUUUAUUUCUUGUCGUCUUCGCCAUCGUUGUUCUUGUUUUGCAUAUUCUUGCGGUUGUUUUUGUCGUGCGUAAACACUGAUGGCCGAUGGCCCGGAGCGCGUGUGGCUAACGCGAACGAAUGCGCGCUCGACGCAGGCCGUAGACAGAACAAGUCCCGAAUCUGGGCGCGGCUCGGUGGGCAGUGGUGGCGUGUGGUCAGGCCAACCAGUGGCGAUGGGUAACUCACUGGUCACCAACUGGCGCCUCGCCGCGGCCGCCGCCCGCGUGGCGUCGCGGUCUCCGCAGAGAGCGGCUGUCGCCGAGUCGAUGCAGGCGCUCGUCUUCCACGCAAAUUUGGGCAAGGACUUCCUCUUGCUGCCCUACGCCUUCGCGUACCCUCUGUACGACGAAGACGCGGCACGGGCUCUGAAUUACGCUGGUAUGGGAAGCCAGGUGGCGCAGGCACUGGGUGAGCUCUUCCUGGCGGCCUACCGGAGCAGCUCGCCACCAGCACGGGAGCCAAUCCUGGAGUUCAUGCACUGCGUCCAGCCCGACGCCAGCAGUGCACGCCAGGACGAGAGUCAAAUGAUGCAGGUGCUGUCGUUCGACGUGCUCUUCGACACGUACACGGCGCGUGCCGAGGCCGGAGACAAGCGGCUCGUGGGCCUCGAGGCGCUGACGCUGCCCCAGCUGUUGUUCGUGGCCGCCUGCUACGCAAACUGUCCCGGUGGCGGCCUGCCGUCACCUGCGUUCUACAUAGCCGGAGUACCGGAUCUGUGGCCGGGGGCCGAGCCGCCCUGCGACGCCAUGUUGCGGCGGACGAGGCACUUCGCGCGCACUUUCGGGUGCGCUCCCGGCAAGCACAUGAACACCGGUGCCGACGGGUGCAGCCUAUUUCCUUGAGAUGCCGCACCCCCCUCUUGGCCCCUGCGGGCUGCAAGUUUAGCCCCUCAGUCUGAGAAGGGGCGCAUCGACCUGAGGCGCCGAAUAUCGGUCGCAUAGUGUUAUCGUUUGGCGGACAUUUUGAGGAUCUGGUGACGAAGCUUGAAUCCAGUGUUGUUGUUAAUUAAUUAUCGUGCUGAGUCGAAGACGACGAGUGGUGUAUUAAUUUACUAUACUAUGUUGUCAAUGUUACUAUACUAUGUUACGUCUUAAUACGUAACAAUAUC